Molecule: messenger RNA, 6843 nt
Organism: Stylophora pistillata
Lineage: Eukaryota; Metazoa; Cnidaria; Anthozoa; Scleractinia; Pocilloporidae
Biological process (GO): G protein-coupled receptor signaling pathway; cell surface receptor signaling pathway
Cellular component (GO): plasma membrane
Molecular function (GO): protein binding; G protein-coupled receptor activity
Source: RefSeq, a predicted model, not a curated record
CAGUGUGUUGCUUACUUGAUCUUACUACAAAGCGGGUUGCUCAUUGAAGGCGGUUUUUGGGUCAGAAAGCUCGUGAGACCAUGUUCGGUAGAGUUUAGCAGGACCAAAGGAAACUGCCUCAUUAAUGGGCCGGCAGUUAUUCGUUCAUCAGUCCCCUGAAAGUCGAGCGAAGUUCCUUCACGCCGUGCCAUGAUGCAAAUGAGAACAGCCUUCAUAAAUCUCAUCUUUGUAUUGCUGAUGCUGUUUGGUUGUGGAGUGAUGCCAUCAUUUAACUGCCCACCAAAAUGCGGAUGCGAACAAAAAGAGAAUGGUUAUUCAGUUAAAUGUGUGAACAAAGGAUUGAAAUCGCCGGUAAACCCUAAUGAUCUGCCGGACGACACAUUCGAACUCAAUCUGUCAAAUAAUGAAAUACAGAGGAUCGCAAACAAUGCCUUCAAAAGGAGAAAUCUCACAAAGAUAAAGCGAUUAAUUUUGUCUGGCAAUGAACUAGAUAAGAUUGAACCAGAUGCGUUCUCAGGGUUGAAUAGACUGACAAAGCUUGAUCUCAGUGGCAAUAAAUUAUCUCUUCUGGAUGAAGGUGUCUUUAGAAAACUGAAGAAUAUUAAGAUGAUUGAUGUGUCACGCAAUCAAUUGUUUAUGCUAAAUAAAACUCAAUUUUAUGAGUGCAGAAGUCUUAGAACCAUAGACUUAUCUUCCAAUAGGCUGACUCUCCUUCCUGAUGGACUAUUUAACUCUCUUGAUAAAUUACAAAAAAUUGACCUUGACCUUAAUCCUUUGAUCUGUGACUGUAAUCUGAAAUGGAUGGUGAAAUGGAUUGCAAACCGUAAAAAGUCUGUGAAAGGCACAUGUGAAGAACCUUUCAAGUUGAGGGACAAAAAAAUCUCAAGUGUUAACAAGAAAGAGAUGAAAUGUGGUGAGAAACUUGAGUUGAAUGGCAGGUCAUUUGGUCCGCAAGGAGAUCAAAUUGCUUUCAAGGGUGACAGUUACUCCUUUGAAUGUAACUCGUCUUGGAUUCCAGGCACACAGAUCAGUUGGUACAAGAAUGAUAAACCAGUCACUAAAGACGAACGGAUAAGCAUUGAUUUGAAGCAUGACCAUGACAAACGAUUACUUUCAUCUGUUUUGGACAUUAAACAGCUUGCUGUGAAAGAUGGUGGCCAUUACAGCUGUCAUGUUACAAAUAAAGGAGGCUAUCGACUUUAUUGGACAUCACAUCUCUCGAUAAUUCCAUCUGAUGCAAAAUUCUGCCGAGCAGUUAGCACAGAAACUGAACGGGGUACUUUUCACUGGCAUCAUACAGCUGCUGGGGGUAUUGCUUUCUUGCCAUGCCCUGUUGGUGUAAUCAGCAGCUUGUUAGAUCAAAGGAGCAAUGAAAUCAUGGCUAGAAGGAAUUGCUCAAUAGAAGGUGCCUGGAUGCCUGUAGAGGCACAGCAAUGUGCUCAUGCUAGUGAAAUAACUCGUGCUUUAUAUGAUCUGAAACAGCGAACAGUUAAUGAGACAACAGUUGAAUCAGUCAGUCGGAAUUUACUGAACAUAUCAAGAAGAGCAAAAGAAUAUAAUGAUCCUUUGGAUGUUGUAUAUACUGCUGACAUUGUAAAGAAAUUGGCGCAAGUCAUUGGAGAUGAAAAACUGGGUGGAAAUUUAGUUUCAACCAUCAGUAACAUGAUGGACGUUCAUACAUCAUUGUUGCAGGAAGCUCAAAGGAAGUCGAAGUCUUGUUCAAGCAUGGUGCUUCGCGUGGGUAUACUGGCAACAAGAUUUCGUUUGGGUGUUUUAAAAAAAUUGGAUGUGUCAUUUGUAUCAAACAACAUUGCAGUUCAUGUUGUGCAAACUUCACAUGUCGAAACUUUUGGCAAAAAAUGUUAUGUGACAACAGACAAGAACUCCAGAUUUCAACGCAUAGGCUGCAUUCCAUGUGAAUACAACAAGUUAUGUGCGAAGCAACCGGUAACAGACACUUCCAUAUACCUUCCUCCAACGGGCUUUCUAAAAAUACAACGUGGUGUCAAAUUUCAGUUUAUAAUCUAUGCCAAUAGCAAACUUUUUCCGGAACUUACAAAUUCAAGUGGAGUACAAACUAGUAGAGAGGUGUCUAGUACUGUGAUGUCAGCACAGUUUGAAGGGAUUCAGUUGACGAAUCUCUCUCAUCCUAUUAUCAUGGAAUUCAAGAAUCAUCAGAGUGGUGAGGAACCCACACCAGUUUAUUGGGAUCAUGGUGGCAAUGAUGGACUUGGAAGUUGGGAAAAGAAUGCUGACUGUAACCAGGUCUCAUCUCGAGGCAACUAUACAAUCACAAAGUGUUCGCAGCUUUCUAGCAGGGACUACUUUGCUGUCAUGAUGACUAUAAAGAAACCUGUAGUCAGUGCAACAAGUGAAGAUGAUGAAUGGAAUGCAGUGCCAUUUUCUAUAGAGAUCGUUGUGUUCGUUGGUGCUGGAAUCUCUGUGCUACUACUCUUAGCUACGCUGAUAGCGUACGCAUUGAUACGAGAUCUGCGUUACGACAGAGAUGACGCAGCCAUGUUGAUGAACCAGUGCCUAGCUCUCAUUGUCCCUAUUGUGGUGUUUGUGACGGGAAUCAAUCACGUGACCAAUGUACUGGUGUGCCGUUCUGUUGGAAUUAUGCUGCAUUAUUUUCUACUUAGCUCCUUACUGUGGAUCGGCUGUAGUGGAGUUUGUCUGCACAGACUGAUAAGAACUGCUGUUGAGCCAGAGGAAUACAACCCUGUGCUCAGAUAUUAUAUGAUAAGCUGGGGUAUACCCCUCAUCAUUUGUGGAAUCACUACCGCCGGUAACCUUGACAACUACAAUGUGGAAGACUAUUGUUGGUUGAGGCGACAUCCAUUCUAUGGAGGAUUCGUGGGUCCCGCUUGUUUGAUUGUGCUUAUAGAUUUGUUCGUAUUUCUUCGCGUGUACAAUCUGAUCAAAAAUGCAUAUGAAACGAUAGGUACACCGCAAAACAGUCAAGAACCUGAUGCAGAUAUCACAGCAGAAGAAAACGCGCUCGUUAUUCAACAAGAACCUUUGGCAAAUCCGGAUGGGGUUGGUGAUAACGUGGACAAAUCCGCUUUGCCAGAUAAGCACGAAAUGCUUGAUCAAUUGAGGGGAAGCUGUGUUAUUUUAUUGUUCAUUAUCGUCAGUGUGGUCGGAGGAGUCUUCAUGAUUCGUUACCAACAUUCCCGGACCUUGUACAUUGUACUGAGUUGCGUGUUUGCAUUGGCUCUGAUUAUUUUGGGAUUCCUUGUCUUCUUGUUUUAUUGUUACAGAAAGGAAAAGAGUCGGCUUUUCUGGAACAAGUAUUGUUUCAAAUCUCAGUGCUUACCUAAAAAGGAUUAUCAAUUACAAGAAGAAAGUCCUCAAGCUGGCUCCUCUGAUGAAACUUCAUCGGCGAAAACGGCAGCUGAAACAGGAAACGGAGCUGCGGUAGAAUUCGCUGGGGGUGAAAUUCACGGUGCUAAGAAUCCACUCUCACAAGGUAACGAUGAUUCCCAGUCAAAUGUGUCCUUGCCGUAUUCCGCAGUCAUUACUAUCGAAAAGAAAAAUAAUGUGACAGCAAAAGAAACCGAUGCUCUAACUGACAAAGCGCCUUCGGUGUCAGAUAAGCAGUCAUGUAUCUCUGCUCCUCUUCCUCAACCGCACAAACCUCGAGGGCGGCUUCUUAAGCAUCCCCCGGGACAUCGACACAGCUACAGUGAAAACAUCUGUCUUCCUCCUAUUUCGCAAGAAGGACCUCGUGCACCUCUUGCUCCACCUGAGGGGACGGCAAGUUCCGUGGAAUCAAGCGUUCAGCUGCCUACGGACACUGCCUCUAAUGCUGCUCCAUCUGAGUGUCGAUCAUCAGUGCGUGACGAACAAGUCUGUGUGGAACCAGUGUCACGCAAUGCAAACACGUCUUGUUCAGCGUCUGAAGUGUCGGUACCAAUAGAAAUUCCGCCUAUGAAGAGAAGACCGCCUGUCCCUGGGUCCUCUUCUCAAGGCUCUGACGUAGCGCCCCCACUUCCGUCCAAGAGAAAUCGAAGUCCACUCCCUGGCAUUCAAGCAGUCCCCACAUCAGCAUCUGACACUCAAGAUCUUCUCACUCACUAUGCGAUUCCCGAACCCACGACCAGUAGCAUCCCGCGGGACAUCCCACGUGAUCAUGUUGUAGUGCGGGAACGGUAUCACAUUCCGUACGAACCACGCGCGCUUUCGGAAAAACCUCGUGACCAUUACCAAAUACUUCCUCUUCCCACGAGCAGAAGGGAUCACUAUGUAUUACACCCGGGGCACGAUCAAUAUCAAGGGCCACGAGGGCAACACGUCGGUCAAAACCCUCACAAUCAGUUACAGGUAUCACCUGAUCAUUACAAAAUACCUGAGGAUCAGAAUGUAGAUCCGAGAACUUUUAAUGUCAAUCAAAUACCGAGUCAGACCCAAGGCCAGAAUUUCUUUCACCUUGCACGAGAUCAAAGUCCCGCCCACAAGGUGCAUGAUCUGUAUCAGAUGGCACGUGACUUGGCAUCUUCUCCCAGGGCAUAUGAGAACUAUCCAGUGUCUCAAGAGAAUGUGGGGCAAAGGUCACAUGAUCAACCGCAGAGACCACUUGAAAAUAGUCGUAUACCUUUAGACCCCAGUAAGUCACCAGAGCCAUAUGAGGGACCACGUGACCAGCCGCUGGUAGAUCGAGCUUACGACCACCUCCCAGUUCCACUCGAUCAAAACCUUGCCCAUAGUGAUUCAUCGCAGAAGGCAGGCGAACAGAACAUGGCACGUGACAACACUUACGGACCAUCACCAGAAACUGUUGAAAGAACGCACGAUCAAUAUGCCGGAGAAGGACCGCGUGAGCAACCUGAGGCAUUACCAUCCGGUGAAAAUUCAACAACCGCUGAUACAAGAAAAGACGUCCCAAUUGAUAAAAAUGGAGUUAGGUCUCAAAACGCUCCACGAGGCUCUCGUGAUAAGCCAAACGGGAUACAUGUCACUCGCCGAAGAUCACGUAAUCCUUAUCAAAUUGCGCGUGACAUACAUCAUAAUCUUGGUAUUGAAACUAGACCAUCACGCCGGUCAAACCGAGCAGGAGCCGAACAGCGAUCGCAAUCUCGAACAAAUUAUGUCAAAGACGUGCUAUCAAGUCCAGGCGAAACACCAAAAGAGCGAACUCCGCGGUCAUCUAUGUCUUCAUGGCGAGAAGAGCGACCUAAGCCCGCAAAGAAAGAGUGGGCCCCAGAUAUGCCAAAAACUGCGGUGUUUGUACCCAUUCCGCACCUGAAGCCUCCCGCGCCCGAUAAACCUCGCAAUGAAACAAGUGUUUGAGUAAUACUGCUGUUGUACUCUGUAAACAAGAUAGACUGCCAGAGGUGGAAAACUUAAACCGUUUGUCCGAAAGAGCCUGUGGAAGUGCAUCGAAGGGUUAAACUGAUGUAGACAGGCUUGCUUCUCGGUGGAUCAGUCAACGAAUCGUGGAUUUUGUUUUAAUUCCUUAUAUGAGCAAGCAUGUCUGGCAUUGAUGAAGGUCAUGCAAAACGAUUUCUAGCUCGCAAGAAAACAGUAGUAUAGUUCUCAAUCUGAACCUGGGAAUAAUACCUGUAAGUAGUAAUCUACCAGCGAUAUAUCAUAGUUGCUUCAAUCUGAUUAGCUACGCUACUCAAUCUAUAUUUAAAACGUAGAUCUAUUUUGCCGUGCGUCUGUGGAGUAAUAUAUUAAAGAUGACGGCAAAGUGUAAUAAGAACAGAAAAAAAAAAAAAGGAGCACAUGAGCUGCAGCCGAGUAUGUUAGUGAUACUCUUUCAACAUUUUGUUUGCCAAAGAAUUAGAUCGAUAUCGUCUCUUCUCGUAUAGUAAUCAGUGAUCUUUAUCACCGAUGUAUGAGGCAAUUUUGUAAAGAUUUUUAUGCUUGUGUUCUUAAGCUAGUGUUUUAAGCUGUUAAUAGGCACGUCGAGGGGUGUUUUUGGAAUAGUACUUUGUUUUUGUGUUUGGAAUUGUCUUUUAGAAACAAGUUAGGAGCGUGUGUAAAUCAUAGACUUGUGUGAGAACAUUGGCGUACAAAAUAGAGUCUGAGUUGACUAUUGUUUCUCAAUUUGAAUCUGCGUGUGAAACUACCAUUUUUCUAUGUGGAGAGAUGUGUUUUCCGACUCAACAAGAGUGAUCUCUUGCUCUUUUUGUACGACUAUCGUAAAAACGCCAGAAAUUAUGGGGAGCAGUCAAUAAUUGAAUAUCUGUAUACGGAGUUAGAGAAAAACAACGGUCAAACGUGGGGCAUGCACGAGGGGAUAAAUUAAGGCCUGCCGUGCGCUAAUUUCCCGCGCAGAAUUUUAAAGCUAAUCACGAGAAACAACCGCUGUCACAAAGUUUGCGUAAACAGUUGAAAAGUUCAUGAAAUUUGUAGAAGGAAACAGGGAAAUUGAAAACUUUUCGUAAACAAAGAUUAUUUCAUUACGGGUUUUGUGCUGAUUUAUAAUUUUGUUUUGAGCUUUAUCAAAAACCGCGACGUACUCGAUUGUGUGGCCGUUCAGAACUAGCUCUAACAAAGCUCCAACAAAGCUCUAACAGCCUGAAAGCAUGCCAAGGAACCUCACCACCUAACCUCUCUUGCGUUCGCACAUGGCAGACGUUUGACCGCUGUGUCUGUAAGAGGAGGCCUAGAGUUCUUCCUCGAUGGACAAGUUUUCGUCACUGUAUGCUUCACAAUUCAUCAUAACCCCUAUCCCUAGCUACUUCUAAAACCGCUAGAAUUAUCUAUCAAAUGUUGUAAGUAUUCACUUUGCGAAGAAAGUGUGUAAUUAAACGCUUUUGUAGGUAAUCUGUCCAUUGUUCACUUGUCUGUCACUUGUCAGUGUUUUGACGAUAUUAAAACAAUUUUCUGGAA